Molecule: messenger RNA, 1896 nt
Organism: Cyphellophora europaea CBS 101466
Lineage: Eukaryota; Fungi; Ascomycota; Eurotiomycetes; Chaetothyriales; Cyphellophoraceae
Exons: 2
Coding region: 1-1896 (631 amino acids)
Source: RefSeq, a predicted model, not a curated record
AUGGCUUCAAUCUCUACACAAAGGCGACCCGUGCGGAUAGCUGGAGCUUCCGGCUCGGCUUCAGAUCGGCGACAUGCAAUGGCUGCUUUUGCGAAAGCAUACCCUAGUGAUCCUGUGGAUGUCAUCAUCUCGGACUACAUGAGUGAAGCAAACAUGGUGACUGCUGGAGCGCGCAAAGUCAACUCGUCCAAGUCUGAUGAAGUGCCUGCUGAUCCGUGGACGCCUGUUGGACCAGCAUUUGAGACAUCCUUCUUGGAAGCCCUGGAGCCUGCACUAGAGGACCUGGCUAAGUACAACAUCAAGGUCGCGGUAAAUGCUGGCUCAAGCGAUACUGAGGGCCUCUACAAGGUCGUGAUGAAGAUGAUUGAGAGCAAAGGCCUGAAACUCAAGGUGGCGUGGAUAUCUGGCGACGAGGUGAUGCCGGCGGUUGAUGCGGCCCUCAAGAGCGGCAAAUCAAAGUUCAAGAACAUCUACACUGGCGAGGAGCUGUCCACCUGGAAAUUCAAGCCGAUGUACGCUCAAGCAUAUCUGGGUGGCCUUGGCAUCGCCGAAGCAUUCAAGCAAGGCGCGCAGAUUGUGCUUUGCGGCCGCGUGGCCGACGCCUCACCAGUUAUUGGUGCGGCAUACUGGUGGCAUAGCUGGGGCCGCUCUCAGCUUAAUGAGCUGGCCAACGCCUUCGUCGCCGGCCAUUUGAUCGAGUGCUCGAACUACGUUUGUGGGGGUAACUAUUCUGGCUUCAAAGAGCUGGAGCACUCCGCUUCCGGGUGGACUGACAUCGGCUAUCCCAUUGCUGAGAUAGCCUCCACGGGCCAAGUCGUGCUCACCAAACAAAAGAAUUCCGGCGGCCUCGUCUCGGUCAACACCUGCUCCUCCCAGCUCCUCUACGAGAUUCAAGGACCCUACUACUACAACUCCGACGUGACGGCCUAUCUCCCCAACAUCUCCUUCACCCAAGAGGGCCCCAACCGCGUAGCCGUGCACGGCGUGACAGGUCUUCCCCCACCCCCCACAACUAAAGUCGGUUGCACCGCACUAGGCGGCUACCAAGCCGAGGCCUCAUACUUCCUCACCGGCCUCGACAUCCCCGCCAAGGCACGCAUGCUCGAGGCACAGCUACGCUACGCCCUCCUUCCCUACUCCCAGGACUACUCACUCCUCAGAUUCCACGUUAUCGGCUCCCCUGGUCCGGAUUCGCCCAAUCAGGAUGCCGCAACCGUGGUAUUCCGAGUCUUUGCACAGGCCCGCUCCGCCGACGCUGUGGCCCCACCGCGUUUCCUGCGGCCCGUUAUAGAUAACAUCAUGCAAGCCGGCGCCACCUUCCACCUGGACUUCCGCCAAGGCCUCCCCAAGCCCUUCUUCGAAUACUACGUGACCCUCCUGCCCCAAGCCUCGAUGGAACACGCCGUCCACUUCAACAACCACAAAACCGUCAUCCCACCGCCCGAGUCGCAACACACGCGCACCUACCCGGAGCGCCAACCCAGCGAGCCCGCUACACAGAUCCAGCUCGACCCCCGCCGCUCCUUCGGCGCCACGCAGCGCCUCCCCUUGGGCACCGUCGUCAACGCCCGCUCCGGCGACAAGGGCAGCGACGCCAACUGCGGCUUCUGGGUCCGGCACCCGGACGAGUACGUGUGGCUGCGGAACCUACUCUCCAUCGACUCCAUGAAGAUGCUGUUGGGCGACGAGUACGAUCAGAGCAGGCGGCCCAAGAUCGAGAUCGAGCGCUUCGAGCUGCCGAAUCUGAAGGGGGUGCAUUUCCUGUUCCGGAAUCUGUUGGAUCGCGGCGUGACGAGCACGAGCUCGAUUGAUUUCUUGGGGAAGAACGUGGCCGAGUUUUUGAGGGCGAGGGUCGUGGAUGUGCCGGUCAAGUUCUUGGAGAGGGGGAGGUUGUAG